Messenger RNA from Pocillopora meandrina, 9839 nucleotides. NCBI's taxonomy places the organism in Eukaryota, Metazoa, Cnidaria, Anthozoa, Scleractinia, Pocilloporidae. The record is from the annotation of a GenBank genome assembly.
AUGGUGAGUCAAAGAUGAUCAAAUGCUUUCCUUUUAGCAUUCAGGUGUUCUUGUGAAGUGAAAUUAUAUUUCAAUAACAUUUCGUACAUUAAAACGAGACACAAACAGCAAUCAUUUCGAAACGCAGUCCAUCGAAUUCUUGCAGCAAAAUUUAAGAAUUAUAUUAAUCUUUCCCUGUUUCAAAAAAAGGCGACACAAAGCUGACUUAAUCGAGAGCAUUUCACAAAAAGUUAACGCUUCUUUCGUGAAAAUUUUGCCUCCUACAUCUUUAUGUGCUUCAGUGGUUGCUGCAGAAUUUUUAUCCACCAUUGAAGUAAUAUGCAGCUAAAAGCAGCAGAUGAAAAGACAGUUUACGGCGUAAAUUUUGCUUCUGAAAAUAUAUAACUAGAAGCAAAUGGUUUUGAAUCUUUAGAGUCUUACAAUUUAAAUUUCCUUUAAAUUCGUGGAUGAAAGUUCGCCAGAAUCUUCGAGACGAAAGGGCGUUCAGACGCUUGUAAACAAUCAGAAAAAUCCCUUGAAUAUUUACCAAUAUUAGCUUUAAUUCUUUUUGUUUCUACUUGUUUCAUUAAUUAAUCUUAAGCAAAUUGCAGGACGAAUCCGCAAAAAUAGUUAAAUUUGUACAAUUUAGAUGGAUAAAGUUUGUUUGGCGAAGUAAGUUUGUCCACUAACUACACAAAAUAUUUGCAUAAGUCGGCAUCGUUCGUCACGCAACAGUGCUUUUCAAUGCAGUUAAAAUUGGUUUUUCAAAACAGAACCCCGAAAAAAACUCCUGUAUAUAUUCUAUUCAUGCCUCGUCGAUUCGCACCUCAUAUUUUCUGCUUAUCACUUCAAGGAGAAGAAACUUCGAGACAACUUCAAUACUGCUUGCAGUUUAUGCAAAAUUUACAAACACACCCAUUGCGGUUAAAAAGUCUUGUUCAAUCAGGCAUUUAUUUCUCUGCUGAAUGAUUUCGGCUUUCCAAUAUUUAAAAAACAAAACAAAAUUUCCACUUGAUAGCACAUGAGUCGUGCAAAACAAGGCGGGGCAAGAGUGUACGACUCUGACAAAUCGAUGUCGCAUUCUUCAGAGCCAUUCACAUAGUAGAAUCAAAUAGAUUGUCAGGUAAUGACGAAUAUUGGCACUUUAAGGUGGCACUUUCCAUUCUGGCCUCGCCGACAUUAAAAGAUAUGCAAAAGUGGAUGUAUUUAAAUCUACCUAAAAUCCAAAAUGCGGAAAGGCAGGGAAUACUUCUGCAGUUAUUUUUGUACUUUUAAUGAUAAUAAUGUUAUUAAUUAUAAUGCUAAAUAAUAAUAAUAAUUUUAAUAGUUUUAAUAAUAAUAAUGAUAAUGAUAAUAAUACCUGUAAACCUGUAAACAUUGAAUAUAAGCUACUGUAAUAAUAUCUUAAGUGGAGAUUCUAAUGCUUGUAGCAGUAAUAGAAGGAAAUUAAAUUGUUGAAAUAAGUAAAAUGUUCCUGAAUACUUGAUUUCAUUGACUUUCAUGCACACUUAAGUAAGGUAUUCAUAAAAUGAUUAACUAUUACUCAAGUGUUUCUUUACACUGCGACAAAACGUGCUAUAGUCACUGAUGUUAAUUCCUCAUGGAUGUUGGGAUUUCAUUAAAUCUGCAGUUGCUGUAUGCUGAAAAGUUUGGCCAAUGAGGGUUUCAUUAUCUGAGACAUAUAGUUUUGUUUUGCACUGUAAUCAAUACUGAGCUAAAAUAAUUUGAGCUGACUUCAAUAGUUUUUAGAAAGUGAAAAUUUGCUGAAAAUUUGUCGUUGCCUUUUAAUUUGGAGGUAAUGAACCAAGUGAUGGUAAAAUUGAACAAUGAAAGCUAUCUAGAUAAGAAUUUAACCAACUGUUUCACCUCGUUACCCACAGAAGCAAACGUUGAAUCGAAAAACUAUUUAUAAAGUUUGUACGGUGACAGCAAUUAAAUCCAUUGUUUAAUAAAAUGGGAUUUUUAUUACUUCAACGCCUAAAAACGUUUUUUGUAUUGAAAUAGUCGUCAAAGUAUGAAUUUUGAAAGUAACUGGUGUUUCCUUUUGUAUCAUCUCUCAGGCCAAGUUCAGCGAGAGGGAGAAGAAACGUAAGUAAAGUAAAAAACAUGUUUUAGACAAUGUAAGCGCAAACUGCAAAGUUACUUUUACAGUCAUUUCUAUCGCGAAACAGUAAUUCAAAUUCAUUUUCUUUAGAUAACACUUCUUGGCUUAUCUGUUCAACAAAAAAAGUUUUAGUUGACUCAUUUUGUGUAUUGUUUCAAUCACAACCAGAUUUCCGUGAGGCCUUCGAACUCUUUGAUCACGAUGGCAGCGGUUUCAUCACCACUGACGAGAUUGGAGUUGUCAUGAGGAGACUGGGACAGAAUCCGUCCCCAUCGGAAUUGGAAGACUUGAUCAGGGAUGUGGAUGCCGAUAGUAAGUGAAAAUUUUGAUACUCUAGCUCUGUCUAACACAUUUGCAAAACCAGUGACAUGAUACAGAAAUAAAGACAAAAGAACAGUCAUGUAAAAAAGAACAUAUUUCCAUUUUCAACGCUCAAAGCUUACCAUCUUUAUUAAUCCGUUCAGUCUCGACGCUGUCGAUAUGGCUGAUCCUAGCAUUAUUAAUACCCUAAUUCAUCCGUCAUAGUUUUUAGAAAGUGUAUUUAAAUAUAUAAAUAUUUGAUUUGAUUUCUUUCAAAGAAACUCCUGUCGGCUGAAACUCUUUUCUAUUGUUCUUCAUUUUCCUCGAGAGGGCAUAUUCCUCAAACCGCUUAUCAGCGGACUGAGAAAUGUUUUGGAAUUACUUAUUGAAAUUCAGGAACUGUGAUUGUGACCAUUAAACUUGCAUUUUAAAAGAUUAACCUACCGAGUUCCUAUUUAUGAACUCAUUAUCGACCAAUCAAUAUAUAACUUAACGAGUCUUCUCAUUCAUUAUUAUAGACAGUGGCCACAUUGACUUCAACGAGUUUCUAGUCAUGAUGUCUCAGACAAAAGAGAAAGGUCAGCAGGCGGAAUUGCGCCAGGCCUUUAGGCUCUUUGAUGCAGACGAUGAUGGUUUCAUCACAUUUGAGGAUCUGAAGAGAGUUAUGCGUGUCACUGGAGAAAGUUUGUCGGAUAAAGAAUUGAAAGACAUGUUCACAAAGGCAGAUAUUAACAAGGAUAGCCUUGUUGAUAUGAAAGGUAAAGUUUGUAGUUUCUGAAAAAGGUAUACACAGAUAGGGUUCAGAAAUAGGAAGGUAGUAUUUGGUCACUUUAGCUUGUGAGCAGGCCGUCAUUAUAAGCGUAGCAGGCUGCACGUUUCACCGCCUGUGGGAAGGUUUGAGUCGAGUCGGGAAGAGGUUUUGCCGGAAGUCUGGAACUAAGGAGUAAGUGCUAGACCCCUCGCAGACCUGUCAACUGUUCGCGUUGCUUUAAGUCUCAUAAUUUCCCGCGGGUUGAGAAAUGUUCAUGCUGAAGCGCCAAUAAUGGGGGUCUCCUCUCAGGCUAAGGCCAGUUAGGCGGUAUUGUCUCUCGUGUAUCUUACAACCUUACCGUGCUAAUUUUGCUAUCUCGCUCAACGCCAGAACGAUAGAGUAAGGCGUAGAUCACCAGAAAUAAAUGUAUACCAUUUCCUUUAUCGAGACCACUUCGGCAACUGUAUGCUUCAUGUAUCUGUAUAUGAGCCCUCCUCGACGUUUGAGCUUCGAUCAGGCCAGCUAUACAUGGUGCGUAACGCAUUCCAAAUCACCUCCCCCUUGCUCGAGAUCGAUAUAGCGAAGCACAACAACGUCGUUGCUUAGCAAUGUUUUUCAUCAUAGUUUUUAUUUAUUUUCAUUUUAUUAUUUUUCCUAUCUUUCUGCAGAGUUCACCAGGAUUGUGAGCAACGACUAAAUGGACUUCUGUGCCAUAAAUUUAAAUAAGCCAAUGAAUGAUUUGCAGUUUUUGUCUUGUCAAACUGCUGAGUUCAAAUAUUGCUAAGGUUUAACACUCGUUUGAAUGCAUACGUACCUUUUGUUUUGUAAUCAAUCAGGCUUUGCCUGUUUAGAAAGCCGGGGUUAGAUGAAAUAUUAUAAAGGCUUGAUGUUAGCGAUGUUAAAAAUAAAAUACUGCUUUGUGUUUCCAUUCUGGUUUCUUUUAUCUUAAAUAGAUUAAUCGGACUUGUAUGUUCAGUCCUAGUGGCGGUUCGAUGCUUAAGGUAAUGAACCCUAACUCCCAAUCGAGAUGGAUUUUUGAAUUCUCCUUGCAAUUUCGAUACAUUGUUCUCCUCUCCCUUCUUCGCUCUAUUUUAAGAUAUCAAAGUGGUAAUUCAGUGUGCGACAGGCGCACAGUGGAAGAUGGGAAGGGCUUCUCCGUCGCCUUGGUAGUUCUAGUCCUAGUCUCCCGAUCGAAGCCCCAGAGAGGUCUGAGGACGAAACAAAUUAUCCAUCAAAUACAUGAUGCACGAGAAUUAAAAAAAAAAAAAAAAAAAAAAAAAAAAAAAAAAGAAAAAAAAAAGAAAGUGAUGAAACUUAUAAGCGAAAGAGUGUUGUCUUGGCAAAACAGAAAAUUUUCCGAGCUGGUUUUUCGAGAAAAAGAAAAAAUUUAGGGGAGAGUUACUAGUCAGAUAGCGAGCUAGGAAAAAUUGAGAUAACACUUUGACUGAUUACUACUAACGUGAAUGGCAGCUGCGUUUCCUAAGCAGACUAGCUGAGAAGUCUUAAAUCUGCAUAAUUCCACGUCAUUUUUUUUGUGGGAAAACCUUACACUGAAUUUGUAAAGAAAAUGUGUUUUACAGACACAAUGCCCAACACGAAACUUUAAAAAACAUAUUUUUUCUUAGUUUGACUUACAUUCUGUCAAAACAACAUUAAUUAUUCAACAUGAUAUUGUUGAGUUACAAAAAAAAAAAAAAAAAAGAAAAAAGAAAAAGAAAAAGAAAGAAAAAAAGAAAUUGAUGUAACUUAUUAGCGAAAGAGUAUUCUUGGCAAAAGAGCAGAUUAUCCGAGCUUUUCGAGUUAAAAGGAAAAAAUUUAAGUUUUAUAAUUAUCCAAGCAUGCAUGCAGUGAAAAAUUUGGCAAACCUAUGAAUGCAAUAGGCGUGUAUCAGUAAAUUUCCGAAAUUUCAUUGCAACUUGAAACAUGUUCGAGACAACCAGAAUGGUCCCUUCUGCCGACGUUUCUAGAACCGCAAAUUACCGUAAAAAGAUAUGGAUAGAAAGAAAAGAACAGCGUUUUUUUUCAAGAGAUCAUCGCACCGUAAUGAUGGAAAUUUUGGCAGCGAACCACCUAACUAGGCAUGCAAACAAACUUUUUGUCAUAUGGACGUGUGCUCAUUAAUAUAUUUAUAAUGUCUCUUUUUGUGAUUAUCAAUAAGACAGAUAUCAGCUCGAUUUCCAUUUUGACACCUGCACCCAAGAGUUACUGACCACAAUCUGUUGUACGGAACCUACCUCUUCCCGGACAAUUUUAUUGCAACAUAAUGGUGAGUUGCUGAAUUGUAACAUGCCGAGUUAGAUUUAUUAUUUAGUGCACAAUUGUGGAGGCCAGACAAGAGGAAUACUUUUGGCGUGAGCAUUUACGUUCCUCCUUGCGUUUUGUAACUGAUAUGGCUGGCGGCUAGUACUAUAGAAUUUUUUCAGAGCUACUUCCAUAAACGUUGAGGGUCUCUAAGAACUUUUUUUUUCUCUUUCACUGACGCGAAACGAAGACAACACCGUUUUCCCCUUCACGUUUAGAAUUGAGUAACAGAAGUGCUGUGUUAGCGGAAAUGGACGCGUGGUGAAAACCUUACUGCUUUGUGACAGAAUGAAAAUAAUGAAAUUUUUUUCUAAAGAAUCUGUUGCCGUGUUUCAAACUUUACCUGGGUCGUUUUUAAAGGAUUAAGACAUCCUUAAAAUCUGCAUUUCUCGUUUUAUGUAUGUUUAAUUUAAAUAUGAUUUUAUGUUAACUUGAGACGGACGAUGUUUUUUAGUGUUAAAGUGGAUACUCGUUUGAUUGAUAAGUUGUUUUCAAUAACGUCAAAUAGCCCCUUUCGCUAUAUGCUUUAAUUAGAAAGAUUCUCGAAAAGCGCUGCUCUCAACCAUAUUAUCAUAGUUUGACUUUAUAUUAAAGACCCAAAUUAACGCUUUUUGCCUCUGACAUACAACAAUUCUGCUAAACACUCACUUUAAAUUAUUUAGCAACAAUCAUCAAGCCGUCUUAGGAAAAAAAUUGUGCGAUGUUUAUCAAUUAUAAUUGUUGCUGUGGCUGUAUUGUCUCACUGUAUGUCCGUGACACAAAGAGAACUUUAUAGGAUGUUCUGGACAUCAGUUUAACUAAAAAAAAAAGCGUGAAAUUGAACAAAAAAAUCGAUCUCAACGGACAAUUCCAUCACAUGUAACUUGUAACUUACGGUCCCUCGUUUUACAUGUCCACACUUAUAACAACACUAGCUGUGAAACGUAAAUUUGGUUGGAUUAUUCAGCCACAAUAUUUUGGCUCUGCCUUAUCUCCAGGUUGUGACACUAAUUGCGAGUUUGUUAGAAAUUUUAACCGGUUAUCUCAUCAGCGAGUCACGUUAUCUGUUUAUCGAAAUAGUAACCAUGCUGUUAGCCGGCUGUUGGUAAAAUACUGUAAUUAGCAUGCGAUGACAAUGAAAAUUUUAGAACUCUUUUUCCAGCCUUAGGGCGAAUUCGAAUUCAAUGGCCCAUACAGCAGGAGUCCAAUGAAAUGAAUUAUUUCGUUCAUUUGUUUUAAUCCCUCUUUGUUCUUCUGUUUGAUUUGUUGUUGUUGUUGUUGUUUUUACUGUGAUUUGCUAAAUUUUCUUUUCUUUUCUCAUUUUUCCCCUUCUUUUCAUUCGUUAUUUUUCGCGACGCAGAAGAGAGAAUAUCUUUUAUUUUUUUUUAUAAAUCAACUCAGUCUUUAUUUUUCAUUUUGCCGUGAAACUCUAUCGUUGUAAUGGAGACGAAAGCUGAACUUCAUAGAAUUUGUUUCCAUAGAAGUGUAAACAAACGUUUUGCUUUUCUCUGGUAGGCUGAAAAUUUUACCGAGGAGGAGGUCCAAGGUAAGUUCGCCAAGUGUUCAUUCACGAUCCAUUCAUCUAUCCAUCCAUCCAUUCAUGUAUCAAUAUGUCUGCAUGUAUCCACCAGUCUGUCCGGCCGUCUAAAAGUAUGUCUGUACAUCCAUCCGUCUGCCUGUCUACCUGUCUGUCUUUCAACCUAUCUUUUUGCCUAUUUAAAUAAAUUCAUUGUUUUGUUUGACUAGAGUAUAAAGAAGCAUUUCAGCUGUUUGAUAAAGAUGGCGGUGGUACCAUUAGCAUCAAGGAAUUGAAGCAAGUGUUCGAGGCGUUGGGUCAACAUCCUUCUGAAGAAGAAGUGCAGAAAAUGAUCUCGGAGGUCGAUGAGGAUGGUGAGGUUAAGUGACGUAUAUAUAUUACCGAGAGGAUUGGGGAGAGGGCUGGGAGUUCAGUUGACACUUACAAUCAAGCGACUGUGGAGCGCUUUUCCUUAGUACUUGGCUCAUAUGAAAGUUAUCCGGAACAUGACAGUUUUGUCUUCGAUGUGAAGCGUAACUCUUUUGAUUUAGUCUAGAUUUAGUCGAUUAGGGUUUAAUCGGCAGGAUCAAUUUCUAGUUGAGAGUCCAAAGUAAUCUAUGAUUGCUUUGGUUUUGCUUAGGUUUUGUGAUUAGUAUUCAAAACACUUCACGCUUUUAACCAAUCGGGUUUUGCUUUACUAGACCCUUUAAUUGGUUAAGAAAAUAGUUGCCUUUUAUCCAUUUCGUUUUCUUUCUUUCUUUUUUACUUUUUUGUUCUUAAAGUACCAUUGUUUUUUGUUUUUUUCACUGCGUUCGUUUGUCCUGACAAAAUUCAUCGAAGCGUGCUCUAAAUUGCGACGGGCACGCUAAAGAAUCAAAUACAUUUCAAGAACGGUUGCCUAGUAACAAUGUAUAGUUGAAGUAGAACUUAAUUAUAUGCUAUAUACUUGUACAUUUGUCUAAGUAUUCCUUUCUAUCCUCCAGGAAGUGGCGAAAUAGAUUUUGAAGAGUUUCUAAAAUUAAUGGCAGCCAAGCAAGCAAACAUGACAAUGGAAGAUGAACUAAGAGGUGCAUUCAGUGUCUUUGAUAGAGAUGGAAGUGGAUACAUCUCAUCACAGGAGCUUAAACAGGUCAGCGAAGAGCCAGCCUCUUUCUAUCCAUGAGUUACCGGAAAUUGUAUUUUCUUUACUUUCUUUUCAGCCAUCAACAGAAAAAAAAAACUUUUGCAGCAGGAGAUUAUCAUAGUUUACAAUUUAUUGUCAACAAUUAAUCUAGUCACUUGCUGAGUCAUCUCCACUGACUCAGCAAAUGACAAGGGAAACUAGUGUACGUACGCCUUCUCGUACGUUGCUAUUUGAAUACGUCAGUUCAAUCAAUUUUUCUUUUCUAAUUCUAUUAGUUCUAAUUCCUCUGGCUUAGUGUUACUUAUAGUAGCCUGACUGUCACUAUAAGGAUAUCCUGUUAGACCGAAUUACAUCAAUAGGUUGGGUUACUCUCGCAGCAUUCAUUUGCACAUCUUCAAAACGAUUUUUAGGUCUUAGAGAAUCUCGGCGAGUCACUGACUUAUGAGGAGGUUGACGAGAUGAUGAAGGAAGCCGACCUGGACUGCGACGGACAAGUCAGCUUUGACGGUAAGAAGGACUUCCUUUAGACAGGAGCGUACGGUGAAAACAUCAACUAUUAAGCAGUCAUGUCUGUCGGUCAUGCGCAAAUCAUUUUAGCUUGGUUUACCAUUGGUUACACAAAUACGUGAGUAUUGUGUACUGCAAAUGUGUUUGAAUUAUGUCAACUCUACUCUUAUGAGCUCACUAUCUGGAAUCGAACUCAGAAAUACAUUUCAAGCUCCAAUGGCCAAUCAGAACUAGCCAAAAUAUUUCAAGAAGGUAACGCAAACUCGAUCAAUAAUCAAGCAAACCACAAGAAAUGCGGGAAAACGCACGUGACUCAGAUGCCGAUGGGUUUCAGUUUUGCAUCUGAUUGGUUAAGAGACAUGGUGGCGUGAGUUUUCUCGAACCAAUCACAUAGCGAAAUAAAACAUAUUCGAUGCAAUCAUCGAUUACUCGCGACCCUCAUUUGACAUUUACCCAAGGUUCUCUAUCUUGGCACAAUCAAAUUUGGGAGAAACUCAGAAUUGCUGCUGCAAAGUACCACCUUAAAAGAAAAGAAAUGAGUCUCAUUAGGUACGCUCUGCAGGUCGUUAAAUCCAAGGUCUUUCUUAUCUUAAGGUAAUUGACUGCUUAACUGUAGGUUAUUUUAACUUAGCUUUAAGGCAAAGCGUUUAAUUUGUUACGUUGUUUCUUUUCAUUUCAGAGUUUGUGAAGAUGAUGAGCAAUGUCAACAAAUAGAAACAGAUGAUAAAUUCUUUUCCUGCCAAAUUUCUGUUUGCCUCAUAUAUAUGUGUGUGUGUGUGUCUUUUGUUUGGGUGUUCUUGUUUGUGUUUUCACGUGUAUGUGUGUAUGCAGGGGGGUGAAGCGGAAGGAGGUGCUUUUACCCUCUCUUCUUGUCUUCUAGUUAAUGGCUGGUCACAGUGCACUGCAGCUGUUAUACUCUCUUCUACAGAUAAUUAUGGUUUAAGACAAUAAAGAACAAUUUGCCCAAUGUAGUUCUGUAAAAAAGGAUGAAAACUUAGUAGAUAGUUGUUAAAAAUUUAGACGCCUUUCGUGAGACACGUUGUCCUCGCUUCUGACUUGGGCGGUGACCUCCUGAAGGAAAGCACAUUAUAUGAAACCUUCGAUUUCAACAUCGAAGAUAAGUCGAGAUACGGUGCGUUAGACACGAUUGUUGAUUCAUGCCUUUUAAUAUCUGUCUUGAUAUUCAGAAAUUGGACUUUUCCGGAGAAUUCUUUGAGCGAACUUGAAAAUUACUGGUUUUUGUACGAGCUCUUGAUUGAACACUUUUAGCAGUGCCAGG